AUGCCUAAUGCAGAAAAACACGCGCAACUUCAUUUACCUCAAUUGCAGCAGUUCAUCUACUACUUUAGCUACAGCUGGUACUGCAGGUGUCGUUGCGCCUCCUACUAUUGCUAUAGUGGUGCAACAACAACCGUCUUGGCCGGCGGGCUUGCGCUCCCUGCAUCUGCUGUAACUCUUACGAUUACACCCGACAUUGAUGGUACUCCAACUGCUGGAACUGGUAUCACCCCAUCGCAAUCGUUCUCGCGUCUUCUCGUUCCAACCUACUCGCCCAACCCAAGCGCCGACCAUGCAUUGGCUCAAAAGAAAACAUUCCGCUACCUCGAACGAACUACAAAUAAAUUCACAGCUGCUCCAGGAGCUUGGACGGUCAGUAAUGGCAUUGCUAAUCCAAAGCGUUUGAUCAUGCAACCCUUUAAUCCGUUCCGCAGCCCAUUCUCGACAGUUCCAGCUACGACGAGUCAUUUUGCUGCAUUGAAAAAUCUGCAGAUCACAGUUGGAAACGUCCCCAUUUGGAACAACCCCGUGAGUUUUGGAUAUGAUUUUUUUGCAAGAGAUCGUCAAUGGGAAUCGCUUUACCGAUUUGUUGCUGUUGAUAUCGGUCGUCGUCUUCCAAGUGAAGAUGAUGCCAGUAAGAUUAUCAUUGUGUCUUUUGUUGCAAGCGUUGAUACGGCUAUGGGCACGGUCUCCCAAGGCCCGGUUCAGAACUAA
Phytophthora infestans T30-4 is the source of this 711-nucleotide messenger RNA. RefSeq lists its product as uncharacterized. The transcript has 5 exons. Bases 1 to 711 code for a protein of 236 amino acids. NCBI's taxonomy places the organism in Eukaryota, Oomycota, Peronosporomycetes, Peronosporales, Peronosporaceae. The record is from RefSeq and is a predicted model, not a curated record.